Aspergillus japonicus CBS 114.51 is the source of this 1466-nucleotide messenger RNA. Its product is annotated as putative C2H2 transcription factor. NCBI's taxonomy places the organism in Eukaryota, Fungi, Ascomycota, Eurotiomycetes, Eurotiales, Aspergillaceae. Gene Ontology annotation, biological process: regulation of transcription by RNA polymerase II. Bases 296 to 1084 code for a protein of 262 amino acids. The record is from RefSeq and is a predicted model, not a curated record. Gene Ontology annotation, cellular component: nucleus. The transcript is spliced from 2 exons.
CUCGAUGCCUGGCUUAGUGUCCUAAAAAUCCUGGCAAUCCGCCCUUCCGAGUUAAGGAACCAACAUCCAUCCUCCAGCCAGUGCCACCCGACUCAAACUAGGUCAACCAACUCGAUUCUAUACCAACUUGCUUGUGCUUUCUUUUGCUACCCCUAGAUCUUGUUAUUUAUUAAUCUUUCUUUUCAUUGUUGCAGUCAUAUAGACCUUGGUCUCGAAGUCUCUCGGUUCAACUUUUUCCAUUCCUCCCAGGGACACCUCCGCCCAAUUCAAUUGACGGCGGGGUUGGAACUACGCUAUGGGUGACGGUUCUGAUUAUCCUAGCCCACGAAGUGAAGGUCCUGGCGGACCUACCUCAGUUUUAGUCGCUACCCAGGAACCGCUUGUCGCAGCACCCAAGAUGAACGUGAACGAACAACUCCCGCCCAAUUUCAUGGAAGGGGCGCGUCCGCGACUGUCGGUGAGGCGAGCGCGGGAUCCGCCCAAGAACUCUGCAGGCCAAAUCUACUGCGAUCACCCCGAGUGCCAACAAUCGCCUCCCACUUUUCGCCGUCCAUGCGAGUGGAAUAAGCACAUGGACAAACAUGACCGCCCCUACAAGUGCUUGGAACCCGGGUGUGACAAGAUUCAGGGAUUCACAUACUCCGGCGGUCUUCUGCGGCACCAGCGCGAGGUGCAUAAGAAAAACAUCAAUGCCAAGAAACCACUGAUGUGUCCCUACGUCGAUUGCAAUCGCAGUACAGGAAAUGGGUUUACGCGUCAGGAGAACCUGAAGGAGCACCUUCGCCGUCGCCACAUGCAUACCGAAACUGGUCCUGCAUCAGAUCUCCCCAUGGUCCCGUCUCCGGAACUGGAUGGCGCCGCAGCUCUCGGCGUGCCUCCCACCUUGAAGCGCAAGCGCGACUCUAUCGAUGAGGAUCCGACCUUGGACCUCUCCGAGGACGGUGGAAAUGGCGUCACUCUCCGGAACGAGCUCAAGAGACUGCAGCUCGAGGUCCAGGAAAAGGAUCGCCGGCUGGAAGAGCUCGAAAGAAUUGUCGCUGGUCUGCAGCAAGCUAUACCGCAGACCGCGACCUCUCAAGGAUAGAUGCCCCCCGAGGCAAAGACUCUCUACGAUUUACAUGUUUUCAACUCCCCCUUCCCCAUCCUCUUUUCUCCAUCUUGUCCGUGUCAUUCUUUAUCCCAGACACUUCCUUGAUGCUUGAAAUCUCUCUCUUUAUUUAUGGUCUGCACUGUGUGGUUUGCAUUCGAUGGGCGUUUUCAUAUGCAAAGCACGGGCCCCGGGUUCGCGCGAUUCUGUCUACAACAUCAGUGGGAGGUUCGUUCAUAUGGUUGGUCUACAUCUCAGAAGAAUGCAUGGAUAAAAAAUCAGGCAGCUCUGACGAUAUGGCGUUUGCUCGAGGUCGAAGAUACAGACCAGGUGGUGUUCUAAUGGUUCCUACUCUUUCUUUAUUUCCUGAAAUAUACCC